AUGAACUAUCCACCACCAUCAUCAGAUAACAAUAAUUUUGAAACGAACAACGUGAGUGGUACAACUGCUACUACCACUGGGAAUCCGUAUGAUUCUGCUGGAAUGAGCUACCUUCCAUACUAUGGGCAAGGGAUGAAUACCACAGACAUGUCGAGCUAUUAUAAUAACAAUGGCAUGCCAUAUCCUCCUCAACAGCCUUAUCCGCCUGUAGGAGCAACCAUAUAUCCUCCUCCAUCCGAUGCCACGAUUUAUAAUAGCGGCAUGAUGACCUAUCCACCCACCAACACAAAUCCGACCUCUACGAAUAGUUAUGAACUAGUUCAACAGCAGCCAUCCACAACGAACACCCAUACAGCCAGUAGCAAUAACACCAACACAACACAAACACAUGGAGUGCAGCCCACAACAAUGGUCGACCGCAAGCGGGAUGAACCAAAAAGUGAACCAUCCUCAUCUGUGGCUCGCGAAGAACAAGUUCAUGUCAAUGUAGAUGCUCCUCCUCGCACCACCACCACUGCUUCUGAACAUCAUGCAAAACAUGAAUCUCCUCGUAGUCAUAGACCAUUGACAAGACAAAACUCGAUUCACUUGACUUGUCCAAGAAUUCAUUGUGAUUGCUUCUCAUCAUGCCCCAGUUUCUCGGACAUGAAUCGUAUGGAAAAGUAUCAACUCUUCACUGUGGUUGGUGGUGUUUUCUUCUUCAUUUUAGGUCUCGCGUUGUUUGCUGUAACUGGAGCUCUUUAUGGAGUUGUGAAUUCGGAUCCUCUCAUGGUGAAGGACCCUAAUGCCCUCAUUUAUGUCCAUAGAAAUUGUUGCACGGUUGAUUUUGUUGACGAAUGUUAUACCUCCAAAUCUAAAUACUCGUACAAUACUUACUGCAAAUAUCAAGUGACUUUUCCUCGAUUGGGCACUGCUGCUCUGUUGAAUGAUACUUUGAGAGGAGGAGGGAUUACAUGCUCUUCUUCCAGCACAGAUACCAUCACCCGUGUCACACAAAACUCGUAUGCCACUUCCUACUACUCGGUAAUGACUGGACGUCGUAAUGUCGAUUGUUACACGGAUAAGGAAGAAAAGAACGUUGCCCUUAGAGAACCGUAUAGUGAACUCUAUUCAGGAAUGGUUACUGGAGCAAUUGUUUGUGUUUGCUUUGCCAGUGUCAUUAUAGCAACCAUUGCCAUUAAGGUUGGAGUUUAUUUGUAUGUGAAAUGGAGAGAUUAA
Molecule: messenger RNA, 1218 nt
Organism: Naegleria lovaniensis
Lineage: Eukaryota; Heterolobosea; Eutetramitea; Acrasida; Naegleriidae
Exons: 1
Coding region: 1-1218 (405 amino acids)
Source: RefSeq, a predicted model, not a curated record